UUGGUAUAACGGACUCUUUGUUUUUCCCGGAGAUCUAUGUUGCUUUGGAGAAAAGUGUCUCUAAAUGAAUAAAUGUAAAUGAUGGAGACUCUGCUGCCAUUGCGUGAAGUCAGUGAAUGAUGUCAAAGAAAGGAAAAUUAUGUUUCGCAUCUGUCUCAGUUCUGAACGAUGGCGAUAAUGCGCCAAGCUGUGUAGCUUCGUAUACUGUGCCAUGAAAAAGUUCGGCAAACCUCUUAUUUUCUAGAUUAUUGAACAAUUUUUUUUUUUUUUUUAACCGAUUUGGUCAGAAUUCCAACCAAACGGAUAAAAGAAGCCCUUGUAUGCAAUGGGAAAAAAAACUUAUUUUUUCUACAGCCAUACCAAAGCACCACCAAAUUCUUUCUUUAGUAUGAAAUGGUUAUUUCCCCUUUACAGGUAGUAGCUAUUUGCACCACCUUUAGCUGCAGUGAAACACUUGCUACAGCUGUUGACCAGGUUGGAGGAAUUGCAACCCACUGCUCCUUAAAAACAGCUUUAGGGCUCAAAAUGCUCGGGUUCGAGAGGGAGGGACUGGGAGAAAGGAAUCCAGUCCACUGCGACGCUCUGUUUCUGUCCAAAAAACACCAGCUGUUGCCUCCCGCCCAGCCCGCAAAGCUGUCCAGCAUUUUCUGGCAUUUACGUUUAUUAAUUUAACAAAUUCCCUUCUCCAAAGUGAUGUUCAACACAGUAAACAAAAACGCUUUUCACCAACAGAGAGACUCAGACCUGUGAUUCUCAAAUUAAAGUCACUUAGUCCAAUAGCACUGUUUUUGCCUGCAUACAUUAUACAAGUAUCUGCAUAUAGAAUCAAUGAGGAGCCCCUACUGCCCCAUAAUUUACAAGCUUUUCCGGUAGCAAACCAUCUCUUGGUUCCAAUGAAGUGUGUAAUUAAGGGAGCUGCUGUACUGUAAUCGGUGGUUGUGAUUGGUUGAGAUUUUGCAUGUGGAAGUAAGUGCUUAUUAUAUACAAUUGUUGGUUUUGUCAUCGAAGAAGUGUGAUAGUGUGAAACUGUACAAUGUCUAUAUUAAAGGAGAGGAGUCCAUCCAUCACCACUGAAACCCUACUUGCACAUCAGAGGUCAUUAUUAUCAGGGUAAUGUGGAGAUUAAUGCAGUACCUUUAGACAGAAAGUAGCCAGGCAUGUACCCCUGAGUAACAGGAACCUUUUGAGUUUGAGCCACCAAGAUUGUCACUCAGAAUGUCUGAUACAAGCAUCUGGUAAAAGAUAUUGUGCAGAAUGAAGUACCUGUUGUGGAAGUAAAAUGACAGAAUGAAUAAAACUGCUGUUGUACUGAACCAUAAAUGCAGAACAAUGGCAUUUUUCAUUGUAUGUCACACUGUUCUGUUAGGGCUGAGUGUAUCCUCCCAGCUUGUUUCAGUGUUCUAUCUGUGAAAUAACUACAGCAGCUAUUACUAAAAAGUGACUGACAUUAUUUGUUUUUCUGGAUUAAAUGGUUGGCAGAGAAAAGAGGUGUUGUUCUGAAUUCCUCCUUACAGCUGAGCAUGUCAUUGACCAGGCAUUUGACACACACCUCCACACCGUGGCCCUGGAGGACCUGGUCCUCUGCGGCUUUCCCUCCCGCCGCUGCUAGUCGCGCUGAAUGGAUUUGCUGGCAAAUGCCUGGAAUCGCAGGCCAUGAGGGCACAAACAGGCUUUGUGAGCGCACGUGUUUGUGUGCCAGUCGCGUAGCUCCGCUCCCGCUCACCCCGGCCUCUGUUUGCUUUACGUGGGAGCUGCUGCGUCGUUGGCGCGUGCCGUCUGCUCGGCACACAAGGGCCAGCUUUUGCAGCAGCCCCCAGGAAUGCGGACGCGCUGUGGAAGUUGUUGGGGGAGCGGAACAGCUCCCACCUUUGUUUGCAUUGUGCUCGGGUUCAUAGCGGCAAUCGAUAAGGUCACGGGAGGAAUUUGAGAUGCAUGUGGGAGCUCUUCCGGCAUGAUUCCUACAGGCAGAAAGCAAGCAUCCAUGACACCCACAGGUGGGAAGCCACGGCAGGAUGAUCAGACAGAGACGGGGGCACUUGGGCCUGCUUCUGCUGGCUUCGCAGGUCUUCCAGGUGGGGCUGGACAACAUCCCCCCCGUAACACUGGCUGUGCUUGCACUGAAUGUGUACCUCUACUUGGUCCCCUUGGGGUCAUCGUCACAGGCCUGCAUCAGCGUGGAGCAGGCCUACUGGCGGGGGGAUUGGCGGCGUUUGCUGCUUUCCCCCCUGCACCAUGUGGAUGAUUGGCACCUCUACGUUAAUAUGGCCUCACUUCUGUGGAAGGGUGUGCACCUGGAGCGCCGGCUGGGUGGGCACUGGUUCGCCUACCUGAUCGUCACGUUCUCCUUGCUCACUGGGGUGGUCUACCUGCUGUUGGCUCUGUGCCUGUCUGAGCUCACCCAGGACUACUUCUACAGCAUGCAGUGCGCUGUUGGCUUUUCAGGAGUGCUCUUUGCCUUGAAAGUGGUCAAUAACCAUUACAACCCAGGUGGAGUGACGUACGUCAUGAACAUACCUGUAUCCAAUAAGUUUGCCUGUUGGGUCGAGUUGGUCGCCAUCCAUGUUUUGUCUCCUGGUACAUCUUUCCUUGGACACCUGGCGGGCAUCCUGGUGGGACUGCUCUAUGUGAAGGGGCCUCUGAAGAUCGUCAUGAAGAAAUGUGCAGGUUUUCUGACGUCACAUGGGUACAGUUCAAGACAGCAGAAUUACAGUUUCUCAGGAUAUAGCGGCUAUUACACUCACAACCAGCCAAGCUCCAGGCUCCAUCAGUACACUGCUGGACUGUCUGAGGAGCAGCAGUAUGAGGCCGCCAUUAGGGCCAGUCUCAACAACACAGGACUCCUUUCUCGAUUGUCACCUGCAGGAGGCACCACUCAGAGACCACAUGAAUUUAACACCCCUGCUGGGCCAGACGCUGCAGAGGAGCUCCGACAGCGGCGACUGCGGAGGUUUCAGUGAUCAGUGAGCGUCACCUGGCGGCAGAAAACAGCAAAACGACACCGCCAUUGGGGAAAUGUCUGGCCUUCAGAUGGCCAUGGGAAUGUUACCAGAAGACUGCUCGCAUACAGGAUGUGCCACUGAAGGCCAACAUAGUGUUGCUGGACUGAUGUUUACAUUUGCUUUCUUUUGAGUGGAAUGAUUAAUAUCAGUGGUGCCUUAAU
Messenger RNA from Scleropages formosus (Asian bonytongue), 3160 nucleotides. RefSeq names its product rhomboid domain containing 1 (gene rhbdd1). Bases 2013 to 2957 code for a protein of 314 amino acids. NCBI's taxonomy places the organism in Eukaryota, Metazoa, Chordata, Actinopteri, Osteoglossiformes, Osteoglossidae. The transcript is spliced from 7 exons. Gene Ontology annotation, molecular function: serine-type endopeptidase activity. Gene Ontology annotation, cellular component: membrane. The record is from RefSeq and is a predicted model, not a curated record.